UUACGCUGACCGAGCUCUGCAAAAUAAACUAUUAAUUACACAACAAUAUCGAUUUAUUUCCCACAGUAAACACAGUUUAUGCCGUUGCAGACGUGUGUAUCCAGUCACAAUAAAAUCAGGCAAAUCAGUAAAAGUUAUUUUCUUGUUGUGCUUAUACAGUGACAGUUUUAUUGUCAUCGCCAUUUUGUGGCUGGAUAGUGUUCGGUAUGAAGUUAUUUAUUUUCUGGUGUAACAGGAGGAACAUAGCUACACCCGGCGAUUUCAAAAAGUACACAUAGUAACCCAAAAAUUUGAUCAAUUACAAUAAUGGGACAACUAAAAUGUCCGUUUUGUUGCGACGAGGAAUUCGACUCGCACGAAGACCUCAAAUUCCACAUUCUAAGCAUUGUGGAUAAUUUGUUUUGUUCAAUUUGCGGAAAAAGGUGCGACAACUUAAUGGAUCUGGCCGAACACGUCGGUCGACAAUGUAGAGACGACGAAGAAGAGGAAGAGACCAUUCGUAUACUUGAAGUAGAAAAUGAUGAACAAGAUGAAUACAACCAGGUAUUUGACGUGGAAUCUGAAACAACUGAACCUGCAGAUAACAAUGAGAAGCCAGAUGAGGAAGUGGAGGAAACUAUUGAAAAUAUACAGUUACAUAUAAACAAUCAGACAGCUACAGUCAAUAAUAGUAUUUUGGCACAAGCUUUAUUGUCCAAUGAAGAAGAGGAAUGCCUCUAUAACUGUCAGAUGUGUGAUAUGAAUUUCAAUUCAAUUGAGGAACACUUAUCGAAGUAUCAUAAUGGAGAAGAAGUUAUUUUGCAAACUGAAGAAGACGAGGAAGAAGUUGAACAAAUGGAGGAGGAGCAACAAAUCACGUACAUUUUGCCAGAUACCUUCGUUGAAUCUUCAAACACGUCCCGCAACAAAAAUACAAUUGAAGAACAAGAAUGCCUAGAUAAAGACGGACGUCUGUAUACUAGAAAAGUAGUCAAAAUCGAUAAAUUUUGGACACAGGAAAACACCCUUGAACCGCCUCUGUGUGAAAAGUACAUCAUGGAGGAUGGCGUCGUAAAAAAAAUAACUGAUGAAGAGGCCCAGGAAAUUGACGACCCCAGCAAACUGAUGGAUGUAUUCCAGUGUAAAGGUUGCUGUUCGCAGUUCCCCACCUCUGACAAUUAUUACAAACAUAAAUGCACUGAAGAAAAAACACAAACUAAGUUUAGAUGCACUCACUGCUCGGCAAUUUUCUUGAACUACAAGUCGUUACACGUACACAUGAAGUGCCACGUGAACAAGGAUCCCACUGGAGAAGUGCGGAAAACCGUCACGGUAGGACCUUUUGUCUGCGACGUGUGCAAUACCUUAUUCCCUUCGUUCAAGUCAUUAAGACUGCAUAAACGUAUGCAUGAACCGAUAAAAUCCAAAGAACCAGAGGCGCCGGUUAACUACAGCAUAUCCGGCGAGCUCGUAAACGACACCAAAGAAAACAUUCGCGCCAUGUUCUUGUGCAACAUAUGUGAUAAAACCUACGACAAAGAAUACGAGGAGAUCCACAUGAAGUCGCACACGAAUGAUAACAAUUUCGACUGCGAAGUGUGCAACAGAAAAUUCUACACGCAGGAGAACCUGGAGAUGCACAUGAAAGCUCACAAUAACGUCAGGAAGAUAUCGUGUUCGUACUGCAAGAAAACGUUCAUCUCGAAUGAGUCGCUGAAUGAACAUGUCAAGUCCCAGUGCCAAAAACGUAGCUACGAGUGUCAGUAUUGCGGGAGGAGGUUUGCCCGUCCACACGAGAAAGUGAAACACGAGAGAAUACACACCGGAGAGAAGCCGCACGUCUGUCAAGUCUGCGGCAAAUCGUUCAGAGUGAGCUAUUGUCUGACGUUGCAUUUGAGGACGCACUCGGGUACGAGACCGUACCAGUGCCAGUUUUGCGAGAAGAGGUUCAAGUCGCAUAGUGUCUACAACCAUCAUUUGCUCACGCACUCGGACGUCAGAGCCUAUAAGUGUCCUUACUGUCCCAAGGCGUUCAAAACGACGGUCCAACUGGCUGGUCACAAGAACAGUCAUAUUAAACCGUUCGCUUGCACGGAAUGUAACAGGCCAUUCGCGUCGUUGUACGCCGUAAGAGCCCACAUGGAGACUCACAAAAGAGAAAAUAAUCUGAAGUAUGAUUGUUAUUUGUGUGGAGCUUCUUACGCUCGGUCGUUUGCUCUGCGCGACCACAUGAGGGCGCAGCACAACAAUACUGAGGAGAAACCCCCGGAAGCGCUGGGUAUUUCGGAGAACGACGAUGAGAUGCUGAUCGCGCUGGAGACUGUUGUCAGUACUGAACAGAUUAAAAUGGCCAUGAAUGAGGACGUAAAACAAGAGGCUUUAUAAUCUUAAGUUUACACAUUAUUUGACUUUUUUGUCACUGGUUUUUGUAUAUAGUCUAAGUAUGAAUUAAAAGUUUAGUUUUAA
Molecule: messenger RNA, 2445 nt
Organism: Aethina tumida (small hive beetle)
Lineage: Eukaryota; Metazoa; Arthropoda; Insecta; Coleoptera; Nitidulidae
Product: zinc finger protein 25
Exons: 2
Coding region: 307-2364 (685 amino acids)
Biological process (GO): regulation of transcription by RNA polymerase II
Cellular component (GO): nucleus
Molecular function (GO): RNA polymerase II transcription regulatory region sequence-specific DNA binding; DNA-binding transcription factor activity, RNA polymerase II-specific
Source: RefSeq, a predicted model, not a curated record